Molecule: messenger RNA, 633 nt
Organism: Gongylonema pulchrum
Lineage: Eukaryota; Metazoa; Nematoda; Chromadorea; Rhabditida; Gongylonematidae
Source: the annotation of a GenBank genome assembly
UUAAGCGAGCAGGAACUUUUGGCCUAUACAUCGAACUUGCAACAGACAAAUACGGCCGGAGAAAAGCAAAAAUAUGCUUUGGAAAUAGCAAAUCGUAUUUUUCUGCAGCGACAGUUUCCCGUCAAGCGAACUUUCGUGAGGUUAAUCCAGUCAAACCAUCGCGGCCAACUGCAGGGAAUCGAUUUCCGACAAAAAGCCGCUGCCAUCCGAACUGUAAAUGGAUGGGUGAGCAAUCAGACGCAUGGCAAGAUCAAGGAUUUGAUAAGUGCCAGCAAUAUCAACUCGAAUACAGUGCUGAUGUUGUUGAAUGCUAUUUACUUCAAAGGCACCUGGAAGAAGCAGUUCAACAGUUCGGAUACUAAGGAAAAGCCGUUUUACGUCACCGCUAAUCAAAGCAUACAGGUGAAAAUGAUGUCAACGAAGAAUAGUGUCCUGUCUUACUCUGACGACAAACUGCGAAUGGUUGGCUUACCGUAUGAAGGCGGGAAUGUGCAUAUGUUUCUAGUACUUCCACGAAAACGAUUCAGUUUGGCUGCCGUUGAGAAAAGCUUAACAGGAAAGAAACUGUUGGAAAAUUUCGCGCACUCCAAGGAACUCGAAUUAAGGGUAUUCGCUAAACAGUCUUUCUCAUAA